Lottia gigantea (owl limpet) is the source of this 657-nucleotide messenger RNA. RefSeq lists its product as hypothetical. The transcript has a single exon. Bases 1 to 657 code for a protein of 218 amino acids. The record is from RefSeq and is a predicted model, not a curated record. NCBI's taxonomy places the organism in Eukaryota, Metazoa, Mollusca, Gastropoda, Lottiidae.
AUGAUUGAAAAUAAUAAUCCCACUGUGAAGGGGAAAUAUGGUGGAGUUAUCUCCCCGGAAGUCAGAGGUUCGGGUAGAAGUAAACAUGAUCGUUCGAUGUUUUCUCAAUCUGAGGAUGAAGACGACCUGGUACCGUUGUUGACGGGAAAGGGCGACACAUUAUCGUUAUCGGAGGAUGAUAUGCCGGUUCUUGAACCGCAGAAGCAGGCUACUACCAGUGUAGUGAAGCCGGAUGAGGACGUUGAAUGUGGCCUUUUUAGUCUUUUUGGAGACGAUGCCAGGGCCAAAAACUGUACUGGGAGUACAGGGGGUUUGAAGUUGGACAAGUCCCAACGAGAAGUUUUAGAUUUAUCUUGGCGCUCUCCAAAUCCUACAUCUAUUCCUGCCUUUACAGAGGAGAAUUUAGAUUUGUUUCCUAUUGAAGAGAAGGACAAUGAUUUUUUGAAAGUGCCCACACUAGAUUCUAUGGUUGAAUCUUGUCUUAUUCAAAAACAUGGGCCUUUUAGUGGGAAGAAAACUUUGUAUCAACAACCCUACAAAACUGUUGAAAAGAUAGCCUUCAAGGGGCAACAAUCUGCUCUUAUGGGCAUUAAGAUACUCUUGUAUAUACAGCAAGCCUUUGCUAAAAUGAAAGAAGGGAUUUUAGACCCCGCAUGA